AGUGUAUUCGCUACAACCCUGAACGACCCCGCACUGCUCCAUACUCUACUCGCGCGUCAUGUCUGCCCUCCUGCGCUCGUCUGCCAACCUUCUGCGUACCUCUGUCGCUCCGCAGGCGUCCCAGGCUGCGACAAAGAGGUUCGCGAGUACCCAGAACCGCGUCUACUAUGAGCACACGUUCCCGUUCGACUAUAGCAAGCGGUCAUUCGCUCUGAAGUACGCCCUCUUCUGCACGACCGGGUUCUCUAUCCCUUUCAUUGCAGCGACCUAUCAGAUCUGGAAGUCCGGGGCUGGUGCAGCACCGCAGUAAGAUGCUAGAUGGAUUAAGUUAUUGUGAUUUGUUUCAACACUUGUACUAUAUCAUGCUGUCUCGUCCAUACUCGAUUCCUGCUCUCUUCGCCCAAGUCAGCCAAUCAGACACCCCUCCUAGCUUUUGACUAGUUGAACGACGUUGCAGGUGAAGAUUGGGCCUUGUGGGACGAGUCGUAGGGCAUCCAUCGCCAGCGCGCCUGGACUCCGGAGCGGUAUGUGAAAGAAGUGAAGCGUGUUCUGCGGUCCAGACUAGACAUGCUCGGUACACGGAGGGUCCGAAUGCAGCUGAUUGACCUCAAGCUAUGGAUUGUAGAUUGCAGUUCGUAUCGGGGAAGACGCAGGCGAGGCUCUCGGUAUGGUCAUGCUAAUAUACACGCGUAUUCGCAAUGAUAAAUACAAGACGAGUUACAACAAAACUUAUAUCAGUACAGAGCUCGAAUAAGAUGAUACAACUACGCAGAUCGACCUUCCAGAGGUCGUAUCGUACACUCGCACAGAAGCUAGAAACCCAAAGAUACAAGAUCAGACCCGAAUUAUGGAGGCAUCA
Molecule: messenger RNA, 859 nt
Organism: Gloeophyllum trabeum ATCC 11539
Lineage: Eukaryota; Fungi; Basidiomycota; Agaricomycetes; Gloeophyllales; Gloeophyllaceae
Exons: 3
Coding region: 59-310 (83 amino acids)
Biological process (GO): mitochondrial electron transport, cytochrome c to oxygen
Source: RefSeq, a predicted model, not a curated record